This is a messenger RNA of Notodromas monacha, 907 nucleotides long. Lineage: Eukaryota; Metazoa; Arthropoda; Ostracoda; Podocopida; Cyprididae. The record is from the annotation of a GenBank genome assembly.
CUCUGACUGUACACGUUUAGCUGCCAUAGUCAACUGACUUGACGAGGAAAACUUUCUCGCUAGCCGUACAAUAUUUUUCGCACUCAAUUCCUGCCUGAUUAAGUACCAAAUUUGUGAUCACUUUUCGUAUUGCAGCAGAACCGUAUAGUCCCUAGUUUCUUCCGGAAAGUUCCAAACUUGAUCGAUACCCUUGAGUGCUGAUUUUAGGGACUUCAAGGCUUUUAUGCAGCAAAUGGACUUAUUCAGGAUAGUGUCUGUGCUGACGAGGGGAAUAGCAAUGGUCGGAGCUAUUAGCAGGCGAGGUGUUGAUGGAUUACCUACUUUUACUCACGAGCAACAUUCCAUCCAUUGUUUGAUAGACGACGUUUCCUAUCCUUACUUCAUUUCAUCUGCUGGAAAUUACGAUCCUGAAAAACUUUCCGUGGAAAUUUGCUCCUCGACGUGUCGUUUGCUCAACUUUGAAUUUGCCGGGAUCGCAAGUGGGAAAUUCUGCUUAUGCACAAACGAUUCUGGAUUUGGAAAACUUGAGAACAAAACGACAUGUACUUUGAAUUGCCCGACUGGGCUGAUCGCUCCGUGUGGGGGAUCAAAGGGGGAAAUCUCGGUUUACAAAGCUGCUCUAUCCGCGCAUUAUGAUCCGCAAGCAGCCUUUAAACGAAGGCGUUUCAGCGAGAAUUCAGCUGCUGUUUCGUCUAAGAAUGACGAAUAUUCUGACAUUGGCCUAGAGAUUGAACUUCUGAAAGCUCAAUUGUUCCCGAAUAACGUUUCCAUCAAAUCUAUUUCUCCGUGUUGUCUUUCCUUCUGCUGUGGAGCCAGAGCAUUUGAACGAAAUUUGGCAACCGAGAGCAAAGAAAUCGAAGAAGAACCCGAACGAUCUGUCCUGCCCAACUGGCAACAUCUAUUGUGA